AUGAAAUCUCUUUUGAUGAGAACCGGUUCGAUGCCGGUUCAAAACCGGUUUAUUCCGUGUGGAGGUUCGUCCCGGAAGUUGACGACGCCGACAAUCUCCAGGCACAACUCCGUCGAAUCAUUACCCGGAUUCGCCAGCGGGAAGAUCUCGAUCGAGGUCAAGGCUUCUAAGGUCGGGAUGCGGAGAGUGUUAUCGGAGAAUGAUGUGAUUAGAUCUGAGAGAAUCGUGAAGAGUGUUGGAUCUAAGCCUUCGCCGCCGGCGAAAAUCCCAGAGGAUGAUGAGGCGGAGGAGAAUAAUGAGAUCAGUUUCUCCGAUGGUUGGGGCACUUUGGUUUGGAAGGAGGAGCAAGGAUUCUCCGGUGGUGGUGGUGGAUCUGGUUACAGCGGCAAAGGAAACGGAAACGGAGGAGGCGGUUACGACGAUAGGAGCAGGAUCGGCGAUUAUUAUCGGGAGAUGUUGAAAUCGAAUCCAAACAAUUCACUUCUUCUGAUGAACUACGGCAAAUUCUUGUACGAGGUGGAGAAAGAUUCAGAGAAAGCUGAAGAAUACUACGGAAGAGCAAUACUUGAGAAUCCAGGAGAUGGUGAGGCAUUGUCCAUGUAUGGAAAAUUGAUAUGGGAAACGAAGAGAGACGAGGAAAGAGCUCAAGGCUACUUUGAUCAAGCUGUUAAUGCUUGUCCUGAUGAUUGUAUGGUUUUGGGAUCAUACGCACAUUUCAUGUGGGAAGCAGAGGAUGAGGAAGAAGAAGAAUCGAUGGCUGCUUCACCAGCCAUGGUUUCUGCAGUUUAG
Messenger RNA from Microthlaspi erraticum, 789 nucleotides. The record is from the annotation of a GenBank genome assembly. Lineage: Eukaryota; Viridiplantae; Streptophyta; Magnoliopsida; Brassicales; Brassicaceae.